GAGAGAAUGAGACAGAGAGAAUUUGAGACAAAUUGAGAGAAAGACAGAGAGAGAGAGAGGGAUGGGGAGAUAGUGGGAUUGAGAGACAGAUUAGGAGAGAGAGAAAUUGAGGGAGAGAGAAAUUUAGAGAGAGAGAACGAACAAGCAAGCGAGAGCGAACAAGAGAGCGAGACAGAGAGAAAGAAGCUAAGGAACGACAAAGCAAAACAGCAAAAUACAAAAAGUUAUUUGUUUGACUGCCCGCCUAAGAAAGGAAACGAGAGAAAAAAGUAAAACUAAGCCAAACACAAAUUGUUUAUAUCGCGCCCGUCGCUAAUCGCGGCGUUUAGUUUGAUUUGCACUGCAAGUGCAGGCGGGCGAGUCGAGUCGAGUCAAGUCGAGUCAAGAGUCAAGUGUCGAAGUGUCGAAGUGUCGAGUUGUAAGCCCCGUAAAGCAUUCGAUCCAUAUUGUUAGGGCAAUCAAUGCAGAGCAACUCGCUUCGCAUUCCAAUACAGUUUUUGUCUCAGAAUGCAUGUCUAUCUCGAAGAUUUCCUGCAUCUGCAUUUGUUCAACAUUUAUGACAAUAUGCAACGCUAUAACAACCCCAACACCAACAACCAAAACAACAACAGCAACAGCAACAGCAACAGUAGCGGCAGCGGCAACAGCCACAGACGCUGCUCGCAAAAAUAUGCCAAUGGCAACGUAACGACAGCAGCAGCAACAGCCGCAGGCACAGCCACAGCUGCCAAUUAUCAGCAGCAGCAAUGCAGUAACAACAACAACAAUAAAGCUGCACGCAAAUCGCGCUACAACAACAACAAGCGGCAGGAUGUACAAGGAUCCAGCAGCUCCUACAACUUGCAGAAACGCGCCAAUGCCGCCGGCGUUGCUGCCGUCGCCGCCGCUGCAGCCGCAGACACCGGCAACAAUUCGUCCUGGCAACGUUACGUAACUUCUUCAUGCAUCGAAGAGAAAUACCUGGGCCAGCAUAAUCCCGGACACCGGAACAGCACCAGCAGCGAGGCAACCAGCGAGGACAUUAACUCUAGCGACGAGCACCUGAACAAGCCCAAAUGCCGAGUUGGCAACAAUAAUAGCGGCAACAGUGGCAAUAUCGGUAGCAGCAAUACCGCUAGCUGCAACAGCAAGUCACGCUCGAAGCGGAAGGCGCAGGCCAUGAAGCAGGCUCUGGCCAGGCAAACAGUGCAGGGCCAGCAGCAGGCGCAGGCGCAGGCGCAGGCACAGAUGCAGACGCAGACGCAGACGCAGGUGCAGGUGCAAGUGCCACUGGAGCAGCAGCCCAACAAAAGCAACGGCAAGUGCAAGCAGGGCAAGUGGCGCAACAACAACAAUAACAACGGCAACAACAACAGCAAUGGCAACGGCAACGGCAACGGCAACAACUGCAUUUCGAAACGUGGCAAAGCGAAGCACAACAAAUGCAACAAUAAUAACAACAGCAGCAGCAGCAAGUUGCACAAUAACAACAGCAGUAACAGCAGCAACAGCUGCAGCAACAGCAGCAGCAGCAGCAACAGCAGCAUCAGCAAUCACAGCGACAACAUUAAGUGCCCCAGCAACAGCUCAAACUCCUCGUCGGCGGUCAGCUCGCCGGGCAGCUCGCCGAUUGGCAGCAGCUGCAGCAGCAUACGCAGCAGCAGCGGCAACAACGGCGGCAAGAAUGGCAGCAGCAAGCAUGGCGGCAAGUCGGUGCCCAGCUGGCAGCGCGAGGAGCGCCAGCUGCACAAGGCACAGCGACAGAACAUGAACUUUCUGGUGCCGCCGCUGCGGCAAUACGAGCGACUGGACAUUGACGAUGAAGCGCUGAUGCGCCAGCUGCGCCGCUAUCUGAUCGAUCACAAUCUGCUGCGCGUCUAUGGGUUUCCGGUGGCCAGCGUUGUACACGAGGGCGCCAUUGAGAUCUUCAAGUGCCUGCCGCACAUGAGCUUUGCGGCCGCGCAUGUCAUGGCCGUGGCCGAGACGGCAUUGACGGUCAUCAAUUGCCACGACGGCCUAAACACGAGCAAUUUCGAAUACAACAGCCAGGAGGCUGGCCACGACAUCAUCGGCGAUGGCGCUGGCAUCAUCAGCAGCAACAGCAGCAACAGCAGCAGCAGCAGCAGCAGCACAAGCGGCGCCAGCAACAACGGCAGCACCAGCGACAGCCCAACAGCAACAUCAACUGACUCCGGCAAUAUAUCGCCGCGCUCUCUCGACCUGGAGUCGGGCGGCGAAUGGAGCGGCAGCGAGUGCGAGUCGGCGCCAAGCGCUGAGAGCGGCUAUGGGCUGGAGCUAUACUGCAACUAUACCAUGGUCGAGCGCACUCUGGCCAAGCAGUGUGUGCGCUGCAAGCGCGAGUUUCUGGUCGACGAUCUGAGCGGACAGUAUUUGACGCGCGAGGAGUGCACCUACCAUUGGGGCAAGUACCAUCGCUGCUACGACGGCAACGUCUGGGUGAGUCGCUGGACCUGCUGCAAUGGCGCCGAGGAAACGGAUGCUGGCUGCACGCAUCACGAUCUGCACGUGUGGACCGGGUCGGUGGUGGGCGUGAAUGGGCCAUAUCAUGAUUUUGUCUAUACGCGACCGCGCAGCCCACACUCAGCCCGCAGCCGUGAGCCGCCCGCUGUCUAUGCGCUGGACUGCGAGAUGAGCUAUACGGGUCGCGGCCUCGACGUUACCAAAGUCUCAUUGGUGGCCCUCAACGGCCAGUUGGUGUAUGAGCACUAUGUACGACCCGAUGCCGAUAUUGUUGAUUACAAUACGCGCUUCUCGGGCGUCACCGCCAAGGAUCUCAAAGCGAACGGCUGCAAGACGCUGGCCGAGGUGCAGCGCGAUUUGCUGGAGCUCAUCGACGCCGAUACCAUACUGAUCGGUCACGGCCUGGACAAUGAUCUGCGCGCCCUGCGCCUGGUCCAUCAUACGCUGAUCGACACAUCUAUUGCGUUCCCGCACACCAGCGGCUUUCCCUAUCGUCGCGCACUGCGCCAUCUGACCAAAACGCAUCUGAAUCGCGAGAUUCAGAGCGGCGAUGGCGCCACCGGACACAGCAGUUUCGAGGACUCACGCGCCUGCAUGGAGCUAAUGCUGUGGCGUGUGCGGCGCGAACUGGCCGCCGGCACCAGCUGGGAGGAUUAGUUUUUAAAGUCCCACAACGACAGCAAAACGUCCAUGUUCUGGCCGCGGGGCGGGUCACAUUCGUUGUUUCGUAUCGUAUCAGAUCUAUGGGCGGGGCAACCCAAGUACUUUUAGUCUGUAAGACGUUGCUAGUUAUAGUUCAUUUUUGGGGCGAUCAGCGAUCAGCUGUGAUCGAUGAUCGAUGAUCGAUGAUCGAUGAUCGCUUCUUGUAUUUAAUCUCAGUCUAUGUUUGCUUUGUCCACCUAGCCUUCACUCUCUAACCAAUCACACAACCAACCAAACCACCCACCCACCCAUCCUUCAUCCUUCAUUCUCCAGCCUUUCUCUGUCUGUCCCGAAAUUAUUGCCUUCUCCGUAAACCCUUCACUGUGCCCCUUUCCUCCAGCUCCACAAAUCUUUUUGCUUUCUAAUUUUUCUUUUCCUUAAGCCCCGCCUGCCCCUCCCCCACCAUCCCCAUUCCUGUUUCAUCGACCAACUCAUGAGCCAUGGCGUUCCAAUCUGGCGAAGCGGCUGGGUAGCGCACUGCGAACUGAGAAAGAAACCCAACACGAAAACCAACACAAAUAAAACAACAACAAAAGCUAACAAGAAAAUCAACAA
Molecule: messenger RNA, 3717 nt
Organism: Drosophila hydei
Lineage: Eukaryota; Metazoa; Arthropoda; Insecta; Diptera; Drosophilidae
Gene: prage
Exons: 4
Coding region: 508-3117 (869 amino acids)
Cellular component (GO): nucleus
Molecular function (GO): nucleic acid binding; exonuclease activity
Source: RefSeq, a predicted model, not a curated record